AUGGCGCCCUCCAAGUUCGAAGUGCGAGGCUACACCGAACACAAGGCGCCCAAGCCGCCCUCGCCCAGUGCAAGUGUGAUACUCGUCUCACCCACCAACGAGAUCCUUUUGCUGCACCGCGUCCAGACUUCAUCGGCUUUCCCCUCGGCUCAUGUCUUCCCGGGCGGCAACCUCGAGGCAUCCGACGGUGACCUCCCAGCGGACUCGACAGACAUCAACCGUCACCUCGACAGCAUCGCGUAUCGCACGGGAGCUAUCCGCGAACUGUUCGAGGAGUCCGGCAUCUUGCUCGCGCGGGAGUCGAAAGACGCCAAGGCCCUCCUCGCUGUGUCCCGCGACCAAAGACGACAGGGUCGCGAAGCCGUGCAUGGUCACAAGACGACGCUUUCGGCGUGGAUCAAGUCGAUAUCCCCCAAUGCCGUGCUGGACACGGACCGUCUGAUCCCGUUCACGCACUGGGUCACGCCGCCUAAUGUGCCUAAGCGCUUCACCACGCAGAUGUACGUUUACUUCGUGGAGCUCGAGGAGGCUGGGAACCCGUCGGUGCAUGCGACGGCCGACAAGGUUGAGACUAUGGCGCCCAGGUGGCGACGGGCGCGAGACUGGUUGAAUGGCGCACGGAGCGGAGAGAUCAUCUUGUUUCCGCCACAGUUUCUGUUGCUGUAUCUGAUGUCGGAGAUACUGGAUCGUGAGGUCGUGGAUGGACAAGCCGAGGCGAGAGACGAGGUGCUGCGUAAAAGAGAGCAGCUACGGCAUAGAAUUGAGACAGAAGGAUCGCCUUUUUGGAAGGAUAAGUUUAUCAGUCCGAUCGGCCUACAGUUUGGACGAGAGGAUGGGCGGUCGGUGUUGGCAUUGGACAAGCCCGGGCCCGAACUCAAGGGUAGUGGGCUGAAAGGGGAUUCUGACUAUGUCGUACUGGUCAAGUUCAAUAAGGAGGGUCCCAGGCAGCUCGAGGUCGGGUUGCGGAAGGACGUGUUGAAGGACGAAAGGGAUCUUAAGGCGCAAAAGGAGCAGAAGCUAUAA
Molecule: messenger RNA, 1023 nt
Organism: Exophiala viscosa
Lineage: Eukaryota; Fungi; Ascomycota; Eurotiomycetes; Chaetothyriales; Herpotrichiellaceae
Exons: 1
Coding region: 1-1023 (340 amino acids)
Cellular component (GO): mitochondrion
Molecular function (GO): hydrolase activity, acting on acid anhydrides, in phosphorus-containing anhydrides
Source: RefSeq, a predicted model, not a curated record